Messenger RNA from Capsella rubella, 3273 nucleotides. RefSeq lists its product as uncharacterized. Lineage: Eukaryota; Viridiplantae; Streptophyta; Magnoliopsida; Brassicales; Brassicaceae. The coding region runs from base 154 to 3153 and encodes 999 amino acids. The record is from RefSeq and is a predicted model, not a curated record. The transcript has 2 exons.
UGGAGUUUUUUUAAAUCGUCUCUUCCAGACAUCUAAAAAAAUAUCAAGAUUUAAACAAAAUUUACACAUCGUCUGGCUUCGAGUUGUUUCUGGGGUUUGAUGUCAUUGUUAUGAAGCUGUUGAACUCAGAGAGGUUCAAGUGCGGUUAGAGAAAUGGACUCUGCUAAGGUGAAGGCUAGGGUUUUUGGCGAUAGUUUUGUUUCUUUUACUGGUAAUGAUGGCUCGAAGAAAUUAGAAGCGAUUGAUCAGGCCAAAGCUUUCCUUAUGGACCUUGAUUCGGUUGCUACAGACAGGGGAAGUGAUAGUUGUGGAUAUUGCGAUUUAGGUUCUCGAGUGUCUGACAGUGAAAGGGAACCUAGUUUAUGUGAGAUGAAAAGAGAGAAUAGAGACUCUGACGCCAAAUUUUAUAAGCUCAGCUUGGGAGCUGAUGAGAAGAACACAGGAACGGCUUCGAAGGAGGAAACGCGAGUUCCGGACUACAAAUCUUUCUUGUCUGAGUUCGAUGAUUAUGUUGCAAGCGAGAAAAUGGGUUCUAAAGUUUCUAGGGCGUUGAGAAAUGGGUUUGAAGUGGGAGAUAUGGUAUGGGGAAAGGUAGAGUCACAUCCUUGGUGGCCAGGUCAAAUAUUCAAUGAAGCUUUUGCGUCUCCCUCUGUUCGUCGUAUGAAGAAGAUGGGUUACGUUCUGGUUGCUUUUUUUGGAGAUAGUAGUUAUGGCUGGUUUGAUCCUUCUGAGCUUAUUCCCUUCGAACCUCAUGUCUCAGAGAAAUCAAAGCAAACGGAUUCGAGUCACUUUGCAAAAGCUAUGGAGGAAGCUAUGGAUGAAGUUGGUCGAAGGUCAGCUCUUGGGUUGACUUGUAAAUGUCGGAAUCCUUCUAACUUUGGGCCUACUAGUUUUAAAGGUUACUUUGCUGUUCAUGUGCCUGAUUACGAAGUCCGAGCUAUUUACUCUUCUAAGCAGAUUCAGAAAGCUAGAGAUAGUUUUUCAUCUGUUCAAACUCUAGCUUUCGUAAAGCGCUGUGCAUUAGCACCUCAAAAGUGUGAUUCAGACAGCAUAAAGUCUUUCCAGAAGAGAGUCGCAGUUUAUGCUUUCCGCAAGGCAGUGUUUGAGGAGUUUGAUGAAACAUAUGAGCAGGCCUUCAGGGCAAGAUCUUCAGUAAAGACAAAUGAACCACUUAAUAGAGCACCCCCUCGAGCCCCAUUGAGUGGCUCACUGGUCCGUGCAGAAACUCUGAACAAGUCGAAGAGCUCAACAAAAGCUAUGAAAGUAAAGGAUUCUACUAAACAAGAAAAAUAUCAUCCUAAAAGAAGAGAGGAAGCUGGUUAUAUGACAGUUCAAUUUGGUCGGGUCCAAACAUCUUUUCAUCUUCAGGGCAUCAACGGAUCUUCAGUCAGGAAUCAUGUACUGCAGAAAAGGACUCAACAUCUCCAAACUCCGAGGAAACAUGAGCAGACCGGGAUUGUCAGCAUGAACUUCACCUCUUCAAGUGGUGAUAUUCCUAGAAAGAAAUCCUCUGUUUCAACGCUCUCGCGUGAUGAUGACAAGGGUUUAGCUCAAGAAUCAGAGGUGAGAAUGGGAGAAGAAACUGCUCUAUGUCCUGACCAUGAGAAAUUUGAAGCAAUGACCAGUCUUAACCAAGUUGAGACUGGCAUGAAUUCGAGAUUCAAGGAAGGCUCUCUCCAGCCCUUUAUUGAGAGAAAAUGUUCUGCAGAAGUUGGGAAUAAGGAAGGCAAUGUCCUGAAACGGUCUUCUGGCGAAAUGAAUUCUGAGAAUGGUCCUCCAGAGCCGAUGAAGAAGAAGAAGAAGAAUUCGAAGAAAGAGUCUGGGUCAGAGCUGAACCAUUAUAGUCCAAAUAAGAGGAAAGCUUUAUCUUCUGGUGAAGCUUGGGCCAAGAAAUCAUCACAACUGAAUUCAGCAAAGAGAAACUCUAAACUUGAUGGUCUACAGCUGUUGAGUUAUUUGCAAGCUCUCUCGCUUGACCCUUCCUUUGGAUCCUCGGAUAGAAGUUCUAUUAGAGCUGUAAGACAGUUCUUUUUGCGUUUCCGAUUGCUUGUUUACCAGAAAAGCUUGGCCGUUUUUUCUCCUUUCACGACACAACCAUCAAAUUGUGCUAAGACUUUGAGCAGAACCAAUGAACCAUUAAAGGCCAGGAAAAAACGCUUGCCUUCUGCCCAUCAACAAGAUGUCCCAACUAAGAAGCUAAAGAAAACCAAUCAGUUCAAAGCUAUGGCUUUUGACAAGAAAUCCAACCAAGAAGCAACGAAGAGACCAAGUCUUGGAUCUUUUAAUAUAGUAAGAGACCGAGUUGGUCCAGCCCCCAUCAGUGCCAAACCGGCUAUAGCUCAACUAGAAAAGAAUAUGGCUCCAUCUGCAAAGGUACUUGAGCCAACAAUGCUGGUCAUGAUGUUUCCUCCUGGUACAUCUCUCCCUUCCACCGCUCUGCUUAAGGCGAGGUUUGGACGCUUUGGACAGUUAGAUCAAUCAGCCAUCAGAGUUUCCUGGAAAUCCUCAAUCUGCCGUGUUGUCUUCCUGUCUAAACUCGAUGCGCAGACUGCUUUAAGAUAUGCAUCAGGAAGCAACUCUAUAUUUGGCAACGUGAAUGUGACGUACUUUCUCCGCGACAUGAAUGCUCUCUCUGCAUCCGGAGAUCAUGAACUGAAGAACGCCAAGAUAGACGAACCAAUCAGUGAACAACCAUUGAACGAGCGGCUAGAGCAAGCACCGCCGGUUAACCAACCAAACAUCCAGCUCAAGUCCUGUUUGAGAAAACCAGGAAAUAAUGUUAAUGGUAAGCACGGUACAGCACGAGUGAAAUUCACGUUGGGUGGGCAAGAAACAGAGACAAAGUUUUUGGUUUCCGGUAGAAACAAUGGAAAUGACACUUCAUCAUCAUCAUCAUCAUCUGUUGCCAUGGGAUAUGUUAGUAAGAACACUCAAAACAUGGUUCCGUCAACAUUGGUUCCAGUACUUCCUCUUUCUCCACAGUUGUCAAAACCGAAGCCUGUUGAUAAUGAAGACCACGUCGAGCCACCCCUAAACCCAUCGCAGCAUACGGUGGACAUCUCCCAGCAGAUGAUAAAGCUGUUAACAAGGUGUAACGAUGUUGUGGCUAACGCCACGGGUUUGUUGGGUUACGUCCCUUAUCAUUCCUUAUGAAAGAUUACGUUAAAAAGUCUGUAGAGAGAGAUGUAGGUGAAGUUUCGUGUGCUUACAAUAUUAGUAGGGCAUGUUUAAUACUAUUUUAUACUAGUAAGUAGUAUGGUUACUUUUGCUGUU